Molecule: messenger RNA, 1608 nt
Organism: Penicillium angulare
Lineage: Eukaryota; Fungi; Ascomycota; Eurotiomycetes; Eurotiales; Aspergillaceae
Exons: 6
Coding region: 1-1608 (535 amino acids)
Biological process (GO): transmembrane transport
Molecular function (GO): transmembrane transporter activity
Source: RefSeq, a predicted model, not a curated record
AUGGAGUUGGCGGACCUUCAUAGAUCCGAUGAUGAGAUCUCCCGGCCAGAGUCGAAACCGACGCAAGAGGCUGACGUUGCGCAUUCAGGAAAGGAGGUUGGCCCUGACAAGGAGACUGCAUCCAGCUCAAAUUCUCAGACACCCCCGACUCUCCACGGCAUCCAGUUGAUCGGUCUAUUAUUAUGUCUGUUUCUUGGUAACUUUACUAUUGGAUUUGACAGCAGUUGCAUUGGCACCCUUCUUGUGGUUCUUACCGAUGACUUUAACGCUCUUGAAGAUAUCGGUUGGUACCAAACGACAUACUUAUUGACUUUAUGUGCGCCUAUCUUGGUCAUGGGCCGACUCUACACCUUCUACUCCAUGAAGACGCUUUAUGCUCUCUCCUUCACCGUCUUCGUCGCCGGGUCUAUUCUUACUGCUGCCUCACCUACAUCUACCGCCUUCAUCUUAGGUCGCGCGGUUAGCGGUCUCGGUGCAUCGGGAAUAAACGCUGGCAUGUACAUUAUUCUUGCGCGUACCGUUCCACUUAAGAUUCGACCCACCAUAUUUGGCAUAUGCGGCGCCGUAGAGUGCGCGGCGCUCGCUUUUGGGCCCUUGAUCAGUGGAUCAAUUGCUUAUGGUGACAGUUGGAGGAUCAACUUCUGGAUUAUUGUGGGUCUGGGAACCGCUGUUGCUUUAGGCGUGAUCGUCACUUCAGGUCGUCUGAGUCAGAAUGCGGACGACAAACAACUUGGUGUCAGUCAAAGGUUGAAGGGCCUCGACUGGUAUGGGCUAGUCACACAGCUUCCUAUGACUAUCUGCUUGAUUCUGUGUCUACAAUGGGCUGGUACGACAUACAAGUGGUCGAAUUGGAGAAUCAUCGUCUUACUCGCCCUAACCGGCGUGCUUGCUAUUCUGUUCUUUGUAGCUGAGCGUAUCGGGGGCAAAACAAGCAUGAUCUCCUUGCCACUACUACGACAGCGAAAUGUCGCCUUCAGCUGUGUGGUUGGCUUUUGCAACUUUGCCGCUUUGUGGAUCCUCGACAACUAUCUCCCACUGUAUUUCCAAGUAGUGCGCGGAGCAGAUACCCUGGGUUCAGGUCUGAUGUAUCUACCGACCACGCUAACGUUACUUCUUGGCAGUGUGCUGAGUGUGGCUGGAGCAGCUCUGAUGACCACAUUUGAACCCCAUACGUCUGCAGGACGAUGGAUAGGUUACCAAAUAAUUUACGGUACCGGUGUUGGAAUGGCAUUCCAGCCUCCAUUCAUCGCCCUGCAAAUUGUUCUUGAGCAAUCACUUGUUCCUGCAGGUUUGGUGCUGUUGAACUUUGUGCAGAUGCUCGGUGGUAUCAUAUUUUUAUCCAUCUCGCAAAAUAUAUUCCUGGACAAGCUGGCAAGCAUUCUAACGAAAAACAUCCCGAAUUUGGACGCGGCCACUGUCAAGCAAAAUGGUGCAAGUGGACUUCAGGGCUUCGUGCCUGCUGAAUAUCAACCGGAGAUCAUACUGGCCUAUAAUUCUGCUAUCAUUGACAUAUUGUACAUCGCGCUUGGAUUGGUUAGUGUUGGUCUGAUAGCUGCUCUCGGCUUUGAGUGGAGGCCAAUCGAGAAGGACGAUGAGAAGAACGAUUGA